Messenger RNA from Knipowitschia caucasica, 4128 nucleotides. NCBI's taxonomy places the organism in Eukaryota, Metazoa, Chordata, Actinopteri, Gobiiformes, Gobiidae. The record is from the annotation of a GenBank genome assembly.
AUGGAUGUUUCUGCUGCUGGUGGUGGAGCUUUUGACGAAUUAUCUGCCAACUCAGAAAUGGCCGUGUUUCUGAACUGCUCUGUGCUGUUCGAGCUCAAAACUUUGCCUUUUAAAGAGAAGGUGAAGAUGAAGCUGGCAGUGACUGAAAAUGGAGGAAGCAUGUCGUUUGUGGCCAAUAAACAGUGCUCUCUGGUGGUGACCAGCGGUGUGUCCAGUCUGAGUCCCGGUAGACUGCGUAACAUUGUGAAGUACCAGAUCCCUGUGGUGGGACUGGACUAUGUUCGCCGCUGCUUGGAGGCGAACUGUCGGCUUCCAGUGGAGGACUUUCAGUUGGACAUUUCCUCUUCUGCUAAUGCACAUCCUGUUGUGCACAAAGACAAAUGGACUAAAGACAAUUGGACCAAAGCCACUUCUAAAACGCCCCAAAACCUGCUCGUUCCCCUGGAGCCUGUUCGUGUCUCACUGAGGGACGAGUCUCCAAAGCACAGAGAAAGUGUUCAUAAAGAUGAAGAUUGCAGAGAUAACUCUAAAAUGGACCAUGGCCUGUCCGACUUUCCAGAAAACUUUGAAGUGGCUAAAUAUGCCAUUUUUCAAAAGCAAAACAGUAAUUCUUGGUGUUUGCUGGAGCUCCAAAGUGCCAAAACUGAGAAUGCAAGGCGGUACUCUGUGGUUAAGAACUGGAAGGAAAACAUUCAGUCCAAGAAGGCUGCAGUGAGAGACCAAGUGUGUGUGUCCACAUCAGAAGAGGCCCUGAAGGAGUUUGAGGACCUGAUAGAAACCAUGAAGGAGCGGGGCCUGGAGGAGCAGAAGGAGGCCCCGCCCACGGUCACUGAGAUGGGCUCCGCUCCUCUGCAGCAGCUGCUGCUGGAGGAGAGACUGACCAGUGCGGUGCUGUCUCCAGCCGUGGGGGUGUUUGUGGAGCUGCUGUGGCGAGAGGCUCUGGGCUGCGUGGACCACAUCCUCCGCUCUCCCGUCUCCAAGAUCAGUCUGAACGAUGUGACCAGAGCAGAAGGACUUUUACACCAGGUCCAAAGAAAACUACAAGAAAACAAAAUGGAGGAGAUGCUUUCUCUCUGGUCUGAGUACGUCACUCUUCUUCCUCCUCGGGUUCCUGUCAGUCCAAACACGGCAUCCAUCUCCCAACAAUUCAACCUCUGCCAGGUCAUUAGGGACAUUUUAAACGUCAGUGAAAUGACUUUAGGAAGCGCAGCACCGUCCAGCGUUGGUAAAUACCGCGCCCUCAGGUGUGGCAUUCAAGCUGUCUCUCCAGAAAGCUCAGAGUUUGAAGAAGUUACCAAUUUACUUCCAAACAGUAACGUGAAAGUUCAUCAGGUUUUGCGAGUGGACAGAGCGUCUGAGCUUCAAAACUUUAGAAGGGAACUUGGAAACAUCAAAGCGCUCCUACAUUCAUCCAGUCCUCACAACUUUGUGGGAAUCCUCUCUCGUGGCCUCCUUCUGCCUCACGUGGCCGUGGACCAGCACGGCGUACAAAGAACUGAUGCCGGUGACCUUGGCGGUGGAAUCUACUUCAGUGACGACAUCAAAACGUCUGUGAAAUACUCCCAGUGCAGCUCCAGCGACGGGUCUCGCCUGAUGUUGGUUUGUGACGUGGCUUUGGGCCGAUGUUUGGACCUGUUCCAGAAAGACCCGACUCUGACUGAGGCUCCGCAGGGACAUGACAGUGUCCAUGGGGUCCAGGGAAGACCCGGCCUCCAGUCCCAGUUCAAGGACGAUGAGUAUGUGGUGUACAGCGCUGAUCAGGUCAGACUGAAGUAUGUGGUGAAGUUCAGCCUGGAGGGAGAAGAAACCAAAGCACUCACCCCUGACAUCCUUCAGCCCGAGCAGCCACAGCUGCCCUCGCCUGACUACGGGGUGGGUGCAAUUGAGGAGGACCUAAGUGACAUAGAAAAUCCUCUUGAAAAUGUCACGGCUGGACUUUUGGACCGUUCUGGACGACAGAUUCCACUGCAGGCUGUUCAUGUCAAGUGCAAACUGAUGGACUUACUUUCUCAGGUCAUCAUUUUUCAGAAAUACACCAAUGGGAGCUCCAUGCCCAUAGAGGCCAAGUAUGUGUUUCCUCUGGAUGACCUCGCAACAGUGACUGGAUUUGAAGCUUUCAUCAACGGCAAACAUGUGGUGGGACAGGUAAAAGAAAAGGAAACGGCCCGGAGAGAAUACAAGCAGGCUGUAGAGAAAGGCCACGGGGCCUACCUGAUGGACCAGGACGCUCCUGACGUGUUUACUAUAAGUGUGGGGAAUCUUCCUCCUGCAGCCACCGUCCUGAUCAAAGUGACCUUUGUGUCUGAGCUGCUCAUCAGAGACGGCAGCGUGGUCUUCUCUCUGCCCGGCAGUGUGGCCCCGUGGCAGCAGAGUGCCGCCCUGAACCAGACCACACAGGUAACUGUAGAAAAGCUCUGUGUCACUGAUGAAGAAGCAAACUCCAGAGAAUUUAAUCUGGACAUGUCAGUGGAAAUGCCUCAUGAAAUCACUGAAGUCAAAUGCAUCACUCAUAAAGUGAAAGUUAAGAAAACUGCCUGUAAGGCGGUGCUGAGUGUGCUGCCUGGAGAAGUCAUGGGACCAGAUGGAUUUCAGGUCCAGGUCUCUGUCUCUGAGGUCCAUGUUCCGAGGAUGUGGGUCGAGAAUCACCCCAGCAAAGAAAGCCAGGCUUGCAUGCUGGUGUUCUACCCAAAGAUAGAGAGCGCCUCCAGCAGCAGCUCAGAUGAAGUGGUGCUGUUGCUGGACGCCUCUGAGUCCAUGAGGGAGUCCCUGAACACAUCACGGACGCUCGCUCUGGAGAUCCUCAAAACCCUCCCGCAAAAUGUCAAAGUCAAUGUCAUUUUCUUUGCCACCGAUCACACAGAGGCCUUCCUUUCUGCCAGGCCGAUUGGAAAAGCUCGCCAGGAAGCAAAGAACUUCAUUAAGCACUCCUCAUCAGUAGGGGGCAGCACUGAGCUGUGGCGGCCCCUGCGGGUCCUGAGCCUGCUGCCUCCCUCUAGUGGCACCAGAAACCUGCUGCUGCUGUCGGACGGUCACAUCCAGAACCCAGAGCUCACUCUGCAGCUGCUCCGACAGACGGACUCGCACUCUCGCCUCUUCACCUGCGGACUGAGCACCACCGCUAACCGGCACAUGCUCCGGGCUCUGGCUCACGCUGGAGGAGGAGCCUAUGAGUUCUUUGACCAUAAAUCCAAACAUACCUGGUCUGAAAAGGUGGCGUCUCAAGUGAAGCGGAUGUUGGCUCCGGGGGCGAGGUCUGUGUCUGUGAAGUGGCAACAGUUUAACUCAACAGCGCCCCCUAUACAGGCCCCAAAGCAGAUCCACUCCCUGUUUAACGACUGCCACACGCUGGUCUUUGGCUUUGUGCCUCACUGCACUCAGGCGACUCUUUUUGGAAAACUCAGUGAAGAGGAGAUAAACACGAUGGUGUCGACGAGUGAGCUUCAGAAAACCAGGGGCACAUUUCUUCACAAACUCACAGCAAGAGCCAUAAUUAGGGAUUUUGAAGAUGGAAGCCUCGACUCAAAUGCAGUUCUUCAUGAGGAAAAGAAAGCUGAGCUGAAGUCCUUAAUCAUCACGUUAAGCAAAGAGUUCUCCAUCCUUUCUCAGUUCACCAGCUUUGUGGCCAUAGAGGAAAGGGACUCUGAAGAAGAGCGAGGGUCCACAGACGUCCCCAAACUCAUUUCUGAAGAAGAUGUGGAUUUCUUGCCGUACAUGAGAUGGGAGGAGGAGGAAAAAGAACUAACUGUUGGAGCAAAUGUCAGUUUUGCAGCGGACUGUGAGGAAGACGUUGAGGAAAACUUGGAGGAAGACUUGGAGGAAGACUUGGAGGAAGACUUGGAGGAAGACUUGGAGGAAGACGAGUGGAUUAUGGACAAUGAAAGUCUGAAGUCUAAGAAGAAAUGUAAGAAAGUGUUUGGGGAAUUACAUGAAGAAGUCUAUGAAUGUAUGGACAUGUCUCUUGAGAUUGAAGAAAAUGUGGAAGCGACUGAAGAAAGUCAAAGUCUCGCUGAUCCCGACUCCACAUCAUCUGAGUCCGAGGAAGACUCAGAAGCUACUCGAGAAAGACUUCAGCCCUAUGGCUCUGAGAUCAUCAGUGCCAUAUUUUGGGUUAAAGAGACAAACCUCUGA